This is a messenger RNA of Gloeophyllum trabeum ATCC 11539, 2609 nucleotides long. Its product is annotated as vesicular-fusion protein SEC18. Lineage: Eukaryota; Fungi; Basidiomycota; Agaricomycetes; Gloeophyllales; Gloeophyllaceae. Gene Ontology annotation, biological process: intra-Golgi vesicle-mediated transport; SNARE complex disassembly; Golgi to plasma membrane protein transport. The coding region runs from base 128 to 2506 and encodes 792 amino acids. The transcript is spliced from 10 exons. The record is from RefSeq and is a predicted model, not a curated record. Gene Ontology annotation, molecular function: ATP binding; ATP hydrolysis activity. Gene Ontology annotation, cellular component: Golgi stack.
AACUCACUGCUGCGGUGCACCGCGACAUCGCUGACGACCGACACGUUAUAGAACGCUUGCGCCGUCUUUAACACAUAAGAAAGAAAGACGUAACAGCGUGUCAAGACUCUAGUACUUAACCGCGGCCAUGAGCUUUUUCAGCAGGUCGAACAACAGCCCGGCGCCGUCUCCCUAUUCACGCUUGACCGACAAUUCAUCCUCGCAUUCCCUGCCUCCCAGAGGAUUGCCCCGCGGCCCGCCCCAGAGAUACGACGUUCCCUCAGCAGAGAAGCGCUCGUACGACCGGAAACCACCACCGUCUCACGGUAUGGGCAGCUAUGGUGUAGUCGGGUGUCCCAACGACGCCCUGGCCCUGACAAACUGUCUCAUUGUCCACCCCUCUGACUUCUCUUCCGGCCAACAUGUUCUUGUCAAGCAGGCCUUUCCCCUGACUACCCGCCAUGAUAACACGAGCACCCUGCAGCCUGGCACAGUAGGCGUUUCGUCGUCCCAGCGGCAGUGGAUAGGGCUGUCCCUCACCGGCGACGAGGUCACUGUAGAACCUCUCCAGUCCCCUCCCUUCCUGCAAUCACUGGAUCUCGAAGUAGGCUUCAUGCGCAAGGGCACUGAGAUCGCAGAACAGUACUCGGCAGACGAAAUGGCUCACAAUUUCUUAAGAGCCUACAACGGCUCAGUGUUUGCUGCUGGAGAGCUGCUGGCCUUCGAAUUCCAUGGCCAGCAUCUUAAAGCGACCGUCAAGGGUGUGGCUCCUCUUGACCUACAAGGAGGCCAAGAACGGGCUAACUAUGGAGUUGUAAUGGAUCAGACGGAUGUCACGUUCAUGAAGGCUCCUAACAGCGCAAUCAAACUGAAGGCGAGCGCGAAGAAGCCACCACCCAAUUCCAUCCUUACACCGAACUUCAAGUUUGAAGAUAUGGGUAUCGGAGGUUUGGACCAGGAGUUUGGAGCAAUAUUCCGUCGUGCCUUUGCAUCGCGUGUGUUCCCUCCGGGACUGGUAGAGAAGCUCGGCAUUCAGCACGUCAAAGGUAUCCUCCUGUAUGGCCCUCCGGGCACGGGUAAAACACUCAUGGCCCGUCAAAUCGGCAAAAUGUUGAAUGCCCGAGAACCGAAGAUUGUCAAUGGACCUGAAAUUCUGAACAAGUUCGUUGGUCAGUCUGAAGAGAAUAUCCGUAAAUUGUUUGCCGAUGCGGAGAAGGAGUACAAAGAGAAGGGCGACGAGAGUGAUCUACAUAUCAUCAUUUUCGACGAGUUGGAUGCCAUCUGCAAACAGCGUGGUUCGACGCAAGGCGGGACCGGUGUAGGAGACAGUGUCGUCAACCAGCUCCUGUCCAAGAUGGACGGUGUAGACCAACUCAACAAUAUCCUCCUUAUCGGUAUGACAAACAGGCUGGACAUGAUCGACGAGGCGCUCCUGCGUCCCGGCCGUCUGGAGGUGCACAUGGAGAUCUCGUUGCCCGACGAGAAGGGUCGGCUGCAGAUCCUGAAUAUCCAUACCGCGAAAAUGAGGUCGAACGGUGUGAUGGACGACGACGUUGAUUUGGUGGAGCUGGCUGCGCUGACGAAGAACUUUUCUGGCGCUGAAAUCAAUGGUCUGGUGAAGGGUGCGACGAGUUUCGCAUUCAACAGGCACGUCAAGGUUGGUACAAUGGCCGGUAUCUCUGACGAUGUCGAGAACAUGAGAGUGAACCGGAACGACUUCAUGAAUGCCCUUGAGGAAGUACAUCCCGCCUUCGGUGUCUCUGAGGAAGAGCUCCAGCAGGUCGUCCAGAACGGCAUCAUACAUUAUGACGGGAUUGUCGACGAGAUUCUACGGACAGGCGAGCUGUUUAUCGACCAGGUCCGCACAUCGUCGCGAACACCCCUGGUGUCGAUUCUGCUCCAUGGACCGAAGGGCUCCGGCAAGACUGCGCUUGCGGCAACCAUCGCACAAGCGUCUCAAUUCCCUUUCAUCAAGUUAUUGACACCGGACAAUAUGGUCGGUUACUCGGAAGGGCAGAAGGUCGCUGCUAUCAACAAGGUGUUCACGGACAGCUACAAGAGUCCGUUGAGUGUCAUUGUAGUGGACAGCAUUGAGAGGCUCCUCGAUUUCGCGCCGAUUGGACCAAGAUUCUCGAAUGCAGUCCUGCAAGCCUUGUUGGUUCUCUUCUCUCGACGUCCACCCAAGGGACGACGCCUGCUGGUGAUCGCCACUACUUCAGUGCGGUCCGUAUUCCCGGAACUCGGGCUUUCGGACGCGUUCGACUCGGAACUCCACGUCCCCCCGAUUUCCUCAUUACGUGCGCUCGACAAGGUGUUCCGCGAAGUCGAGCUGUUCCAGUCCAGUGACGACCGGAGGAGGGCGAUUGCUAUGCUCCAGCAGGCAGGUCUCGGGGACGAGGGCGAGGACGGUGUCUCACGGCUCAAUAUCGGCAUUAAGAAGCUAUUGAGUGUCAUCGAGAUGGCGAGACAAGAGCCUGAAGCCGUGGGUGAGCGGCUGACUUCGGCGUUGAUGGGUCUUGGAAUGUAAGCCCUAUGGACAUCACUCUUAUCAUUCAUUAGAGUAUAGGAUUGCAUAUACGCUGGAACCUGUACGCAUACUUCAUCGCCAAUACAUGGAUACGAUAGCUCGC